AUGAAGCUCGUGACAGAGAAAUGGGACCCCUCCAGCCCAAGCUGCGUUUUCAAGCAUUACUUCUACAAUAAAGUCGAUGAAGCACACAUUCCCUUUUACAAGCCCCAAGCACACGAAGACCCUCGAGAGUGGGAAGAAGCUCUGCAGAACAAGCCCGCCCCAGGAUUCAUGCCCGUGCUAUGUGCAGGCUACACAGGCGUCGCAGACCGAUUAAAGACACAGAAGCGUGCCAUCUCCGAAUUUAACACACGACUACACCAGAUCAACGGCUGUUUGGAUGCACUGUUGCAGAGACACGAACUGGAGACGGAAACGAGAGCUCUGGCUGCUAGGAGGCGGCAGACAAUGAUUUCCAACCGAUGCCUGGCGCUGGCUGCAAAGGUGCAGAUUCUGAGGAAUCGGGGCUACGCUUUGAGUGGCGAUGAGGAUGAUUUGAAGAGCAGGCUACAGGCUUUGGAGCGCGAUGUGCAAGAUCCUGCGGUCAGCGCGAGGGAAGAAGAGCUGUGGAGUAGGCUGAUUGUUCUAAGGGGAUACUCUGAGAAGCUGAGCAAAGAGCUAGAGAAGCCGGCUGGGGCUGAGGGCGAAGGGCUGGACGAGGAGACACAAGCAAGAGCAAAACGAGUACUGGAAGAUUACGAGAAGCAGCUUGGACACCUGAAAAAAGAGCUUGAGGCGCUGGGUGUGGACUACCAAGAGUGGGAAAACAGCAGAAACCCGCCGCCGCGGUCUCGAUAA
Trichoderma asperellum CBS 433.97 is the source of this 735-nucleotide messenger RNA. RefSeq lists its product as uncharacterized. Gene Ontology annotation, biological process: nuclear pore organization; NLS-bearing protein import into nucleus; protein localization to nuclear inner membrane. Gene Ontology annotation, cellular component: nuclear pore; nuclear pore central transport channel. Gene Ontology annotation, molecular function: structural constituent of nuclear pore. The record is from RefSeq and is a predicted model, not a curated record. Lineage: Eukaryota; Fungi; Ascomycota; Sordariomycetes; Hypocreales; Hypocreaceae.